Magnolia sinica is the source of this 2132-nucleotide messenger RNA. RefSeq names its product probable nucleolar protein 5-2. The coding region runs from base 147 to 1829 and encodes 560 amino acids. Gene Ontology annotation, cellular component: small-subunit processome; box C/D methylation guide snoRNP complex. The transcript has 10 exons. Lineage: Eukaryota; Viridiplantae; Streptophyta; Magnoliopsida; Magnoliales; Magnoliaceae. The record is from RefSeq and is a predicted model, not a curated record. Gene Ontology annotation, molecular function: snoRNA binding.
UGCUCGACGGACGAUCUUCUUCCUCUCCAGUCUCCCCUUCUUCUUCAACACCCGUUCUACUGCCUGCCCGUCGCCCGACGCCAGUCUCCUCUCCUUCUUCGUGAUUGAAUCAGGUUUUGGUGUCUGGUUAGGUUGAUUGAUUAAACAUGCUCGUGCUAUUUGAAACCCCUGCGGGAUUUGCCCUAUUCAAAGUGUUAGAUGAGGGGAAGCUUUCAAAAGUUGAGGACUUGUGGAAGGAAUUUGCUACAUCUGAAUCGGCUAGACAGGUAGUGAAGCUGAAAGCUUUUACCAAGUUUGAGAACACCUCGGAAGCCUUAUCAGCAGCCACUUUACUGAUUGAUAGCAAGCCUAGCAAGGGUCUUCGCAAAUUUCUGCGUACUCACUGUGAGGGAGAAAUGUUAGCUGUCGCUGAUUCAAAGCUAGGAAAUGCGAUAAAAGAAAAAUUGCAAAUAGAAUGUCUUCACAACAAUGCUGUAAUGGAGCUGAUGAGGGGGGUUAGAAGUCAGUUGACCGAACUCAUAUCUGGGCUUGCUGUACAAGACUUGGCUCCAAUGAGCUUGGGUUUGUCACACAGCCUAUCAAGAUACAAGCUAAAAUUCAGCCCUGAUAAGGUUGAUACGAUGAUCAUUCAGGCCAUUGGCUUGUUGGAUGAUCUUGACAAAGAGCUCAAUACAUAUGCGAUGAGGGUCCGUGAAUGGUAUGGCUGGCAUUUCCCAGAGCUUGCAAAGAUCGUAACAGACAAUAUCCAGUAUGCCAAGGUUGUGAAGCUAAUGGGCAACCGUGUGAAUGCAGUGGGCCUUGAUUUCUCUGAGAUAUUGUCGGAAGAGGCUGAGACAGCUCUAAAAGAGGCAGCAGUGAUAUCAAUGGGAACUGAAGUUAGUGAUCUUGAUUUGGCAAAUAUUAAAGCCCUUUGUGACCAAGUGUUAGCCCUUUCAGAGUACAGAGCUCAGCUCUAUGAGUACUUGAGGAGCAGAAUGAACACGAUUGCCCCUAAUCUGACUGCCCUUGUUGGAGAGCUUGUUGGAGCUCGCCUCAUUGCUCAUGGUGGUAGCUUGUUGAACCUGGCAAAGCAACCUGGAAGCACAGUUCAGAUUCUUGGUGCAGAGAAGGCACUUUUCAGAGCUUUGAAGACAAAGCAUGCUACUCCAAAAUAUGGGCUCAUCUUCCACGCAUCCUUAAUUGGUCAGGCACCCCCAAAACUCAAGGGAAAAAUUUCUCGAUCUUUAGCUGCAAAGACUGUGCUUGCUAUUCGAUAUGAUGCUUUGGGAGAUGGUCAAGACAACACUAUGGGACUUGAGAAUAGAUUGAAGCUUGAAGCCCGGUUGAGGAAUCUUGAGGGGAGGGAAUUGGGUCGCUCUGCUGGGUCAACUAAAGGCAAGCCCAAGAUAGAAUUUUAUGACAAAGAUCGAAGGAAGGAUGCAGGGGCAUUGAUAACAGCUGCCAAGACCUACAACCCGGCAGCUGAUUCAGUACUCAGUAAAUGUGCAGAACCAGCAACAGAGAAACCAGCUGAAGAGCUGGAAGAGAUGUCACCCUCUAAGAAGAGGAAGCAUAAAGAAGCAGAGCCCUCACAGCCCGAAGAGGCAGGAGAAGAGGUCAAGAAGCAGAAGAAGAAGAAGAAGAAGAAGAAGAAGCAGGCAGAGGCUGCCGAGGAUGCUAAUGUGGAACCUGAAGAGGUAGAAGCGGAAACUAAGAAGGAGAAGAAGAAGAAGAAGAGAAAGCACGAGGAAGCAGAGGAUGGAGUAGCGAGCGUCCAGGUUGAGGAACAAGAAGCUGAAACACGAAGCAAGAAGAAAGAGAAGAGGAAGAAGGAGAAGAAGAGUGAGUGACGUUGCAGGGUGUGAAUGAGGGGUUUCUGCAUGGAGCAAGAGCCCAACAAUUUUUGGGUAUUUAGGCCCCGGGAUGGUAAGUUUUGUAAAAUCUCCUUUACCAGAUUAGUGUUUGGUUAAAUAUGUUGGCUUGGGACUUUUUAAGUUAAUUGUUUUCAGAUAUUCUUGCUCUCACCAUAGCGAGAAAUUGCAGAAGAAAUGGUUGGCGGAAUAGUUAGAACAUUGGUGGAAUUUCAUGAAUGUGUUUUGGUAGUCUCUUGUUUUAGAUAUGGCAUUCAAAGGCAAGUGUUUUGUUGUUAGGUA